Arabis nemorensis is the source of this 432-nucleotide messenger RNA. NCBI's taxonomy places the organism in Eukaryota, Viridiplantae, Streptophyta, Magnoliopsida, Brassicales, Brassicaceae. The record is from the annotation of a GenBank genome assembly.
AUGAAGAGUGAAUCUCAGCUUUCGAUUCUUGAUCCAACCUCCAAUGACAUCUUUCCUCGUAUUUUCCCUCAUUAUCAACAAUGGAUGUCCCAAUACGGAGAGACGUUUCUUUACUGGAAUGGAACAGAGCCGAGGUUAUGUAUCACAGAUACUGACCUAGCCAAACAGAUCUUGUCGAACAAGUUAGGUUUAGUUGUUAAAGCAAAGAUAAGACCAGAGUUGCGUAAUCUUAUCGGCAUCAAAGGGCUUUUCUUUGUCGAAGGUGAUGAUUGGGUUCGCCAUAGAAGAAUCUUGAAUCCUUCUUUCUCCAUAGAUAGGCUCAAGAUCAUGGCGAAAGUGAUGGUGGAUUGUACAUUGAAGAUGUUAGAUGAGUGGAGACAACAGAGGAGUGAGGAAGGAACAGAGCAAUCAGUGAUAGAAAGAGAUGGAUAA